This is a messenger RNA of Peronospora matthiolae, 405 nucleotides long. The record is from the annotation of a GenBank genome assembly. NCBI's taxonomy places the organism in Eukaryota, Oomycota, Peronosporomycetes, Peronosporales, Peronosporaceae.
AUGAAUAUGUUGGAUGAUGAAGAUGACCAAAGCUUUCACGCUACGCGUGACGGCUACUCCCAUUUGAGCGAUGUCGAAUGGGAUGCGGUUGAACGAAUGGGUUCGACCAUGGGCAUCCAUGCUGUUAUCGUCAUGCUAGAGGCUCUCAAUAGAGAUGCCCAACAUGCUACUAUCGCCAAGUUCAUUCAAAAUGAACUUGACGCUGAACGCGAGAAAGUAGCCUUGCUUCACCAACAAGGUUCUCAACAAGCAGAGUUGUUGAGAGAACAAGGUGCUCAACAGUUUGAACUGUUGAGACAGCAGCAGGCUGCUGCUGGCGGGUCGAUGCACUCGCGUCGACCCGAGACUUUGAAGAUUGACAUCUCCAAGUAUAGGGGAGUCGAAGAAGACUCCCUCUUGAGAUGA